Messenger RNA from Brienomyrus brachyistius, 624 nucleotides. RefSeq lists its product as uncharacterized. The record is from RefSeq and is a predicted model, not a curated record. The transcript has 5 exons. NCBI's taxonomy places the organism in Eukaryota, Metazoa, Chordata, Actinopteri, Osteoglossiformes, Mormyridae. Bases 9 to 617 code for a protein of 202 amino acids.
CAAGAGUCAUGCAGAAUAGGGAUGUGAGAACAAGAACAGUUUUUUACUUAAGUGUACAGCUGUUGAGCACAUACUCAGUGUUUGGUGCUAUUUUGCCAUUUUCACUGGGUCAAUCUAGGCCAACAGUGAGCAUAAAGAAGCAAUUUUUACCUGUAUACUUGGGGGACACCAUAGUACUCACCUGCUCAGAAGGAGGCGACGUCAAAUGGUAUUUCAAUGAUACUGUAAUCCCAGAUCAAACGCAACAAAACUAUAUCGUCAUCAUAAAGUCUAUUAGUGCACAAGGCCGAUAUGUGUGCGAGAGGAAUGGAAUUAAGAGUGAAGCAUUUCAACUCGAAAUUGAAGACGCCUUUCCUCCAGAGAUUCUAGACAUAAAGUUUGGAGAUUCAGUGGUCUAUAUAUAUGACUAUGUUCUUCUAGCCCUUUAUGUGGACAACGACUGGCAGAACCAGCACCUUUACCGUGUUAUAAUAAAAAAUUACCCAAAAACGGGCCCUUUGGAGUUCAUGACGUCCUCUGUGGAGAAGACCUCAGAACCAUAUAUUUAUUGGUGUAAAAAUAAGAUCACAAACACGAGAAGCAGCACUGUUGUACUCUCAGUAACUGCACCGUCUUGAAAUGUGA